AUGUCGAACUCCUUGCUUUAUCUUCGUCAGCCUCCGAUGGCUCCGAUGGCUCCCAUGGCUCCCAUGGCUCCCAGGCCUCCAGGAGUGCCAAUUGUUCCUCCGCGGCAGCAGGAAACAACAACAAGAAAACGUGCAUCUUCCAAAAAGACAAAGCGAACAAGCCAAGAGUGGCGACAGGAAUUGUUGGCAAUCUAUGCAGAUAUUCUCCGUGUUCGAUCCACGGGCGAAAAGCUAUCUCUUCGAGCAUUUUGCAUGAAGCAACCAAAUGAAAAUGAUUCGAAUCGAUACAAACGGAUUGCUGCCAUUUGGAGUGAGCUCCAUUUGGAGGAUUUCCUUUCCAAGAAAACACCAGCAACUGAUCCACUUCUACUUGAAACAGUCAACAAACGUUUUCCAAUUGUCAUCGAGGAGUCUGCAGUGGCAGUUGUGACGAAACGAAAGAACGAGAUGCGGUCGCCGGAAGAAUGGCGUACCUUGCUUUUGAACGUCUACAUUUUCCUUUUGAGUGCCAAGGCGUCAAACAGGAAGGAGAGUAUUCGAUCCUACUGUGUGAAUGUUCUGAAAGAAGAGCAAGGGUAUAGGAGAAUUGCAGAAAUUUGGAAGGAGCUGCAAUUGGAUUCGCUCCUAGCAAGUGAUGUGACAUCUAUGGACGAACGUCUCACAAGCAUUCUCAUCCAACGAUUCCCACUGCAUGACAGCUCCACAACCGGGGUUGCCAAGCGAGAUUUACGUCCCCAGUCCAAUUCAUAUUUUGACGCAGGCGAAGAAGCAACGCUCUGUGAGAUUGUUGCUGGCUGUGCGAGGGCAGGAUUUCCGCUCGAAAAGGCCGAUCUGAAAACUCUCGCUGAACAAUAUCUCAUUGCUGAUGGAAUCAGAGGAGGAAUCAAUAGCACAGGAAGGAUGAGUAUGGACACAGUGGAACGCCUUUACAAGGAGGGACAACUGCUGGCCAAAUCGAAUGUCAAUCCAAUCGACCCAAAGAGAGCAGCACAGGCUGACAAGCAAGUUCUGAAUGCAUUCUAUCACCAAGUUGAUGCGUUUGUGAAGAUUGCACAUGAGUUGAAUCCCACUGUUUGGCCAGACGAAAAGUAUGCAAAUAUCCCACCUACUAGGAUUUACAACACUGACGAACAAGGACCCAAUCCAACACAUCUACGCAAUCCUGUGCUUAUUCCAAAGGAUAUGUUGGAGCGCUCUCGUCUCUUUCAAAACACGAGGGAAGGUGAUGGAAAGAUGGCAUUUCAUUACAGCGUGGCCAACAUUGUGAGAGCUGAUGGAGUCCAGUGUCAUCCACACGAGUCGAUAGAAGGAGCACCAGCACCAUACGUCCUCAUCUCAGAUGCCUCAGGUAGCAACGACCUUGACAACAUGGAUAAGGCCGAUCGUGACAAGAUCCUUGCAAACCAAAGUGAAUCUGAUGAAAUUACGCUCAAUCCAAGCGUUCUAGAUGGCUGGUUUGAUGAUUAUCAAGUCGGAAGAAAUGACAAGGAAGUUAACAAAUAUGGCUUUCAAGUGCGGACAACACCAACUGGAAGCAUGCUGAAGCGAACGUUCUUUGACUUCAUGCUACAUUUCAUUCGGCACCUUCCACACGACCAAGGUCCAAACGGUGUUGGCGUGGUCCUUUUUCUUGACUGGCAUUGCUCUCGUGAGUGCCCUCAGUCGCUGUUGACAGCUUUUUUUGUAUACAAUGUGAUGCUCUUUGUGUUGCCGUCCAAGACUUCCAUCUGGGCCCAACCAUGCGAUAAUGGAAAGAACGAGCUCACGGCAAAGGAUAUUGCAACGGCUGCUCACAGUCUUGGCCUGUUCACUGGCUCAACUCUUGAUCAUCUUGAAGCAAACAAGAUCUUUCGCCAAGGUCUGGAAAAGAAUUGCCUUGAUCAAAACGAUGAGUUGCGUCGGACGGGAAGCAAUGCAGUUGUUAGCUCAUUCAAAAAGACUGGGUUGUAUCCGAUGGAUUACGACAAUGAAGGAUGGAAAUCAGCCAUUCAAAACUUUGGAAAGCUGAAUGAACUCUUGCGAGAGCAAAGAAGAGAAGCUGGAGAGCGACUGCCAGAGUUUUAUUGGGUGGUUAAAGCAAAAGCUGUCGACCAGAGAGACCAGCUGAGCCAGCAAGAAGUAGAUUCGAUUAGAAGCUUCCUCCCAAUCGACGACUUUCUUGUCAAUUUUGGAGAUGAAGAUGAUGGAGACGAUGGAUCCAAUCCAGUGGAGUUGCCGCUCCUAAUCCUUGCAGUUGCUAUUGCUGAGCAGCUGCUUGGAAGCUGUACGCUGGAUCCAACAAGAGACGUGAAUGAAGCUCCAACUCCUCAAACUCGCUGCGAGACGGCAGCUUUGAAGCUUGUUGAGUUUAUUGCCGUGACACCCGACAAUCUUGUUGACACCGACUGCACUCUAUCAAGCGCGGCAAUUGCCAAAGACAAGCUCAGGACAAAGCUAUCAUUGGUCAAAUUUGGUCACUCGGUUGUGCUCCGAAAGAGGGAUGGCAAUGGGUCCUCUACUGUCAAUCUGACGAAGCAAAAACCAAACCAAUUCAUUAUACUCGACAAUGCAAAAAGAGAAAGUCGCAACUUCACAGUGAUGAAAGUGUCUGAUAUUAUGGAGCAAUGCUAUGAUGCUAAUGACGAUGAUGCCUAUGUGCUUACAAAGAAAGACAAACGGAAAGGACAAAAAAAAGCAAGGGUAGCACGAAAGAAAACCAACAACAAGCUUUACGAAGCCGCAAUCGAAGAGGCUGACAGUCGCCGACUAAAGAGGAAUAUUGAGAGCAUCACCAACAAGCUCGUGGCGAAGAGGCCGCGAUUUGCACGGCAGCUGGCGAUCCUUAUGGAACAAGAGGAGCUUGAAAUGGACGACCUCUACGCUGAGUUUGAAGACGUGGCAAUGGAACCUUACACGGACGUGAUUUCGGUCUCUAGAGACGACAUUACGAAGGAUAUCGCCGUUACCAGAGCUGGAACAGAUGUCACUGCAGUGGGAUACCGGGUUGAGCUUGCUUUCCACAAGCUCAUGCUAGAGCUUAAAGCUAAAGGCGACAAGAAAAGGCGCACACGUAAAAGAAAACCUGGCCAAAAAACCAACAUCGGCAAGUGUGGUGUUGUUUGUGGUAUCCUCAUUCAACGCCAACACAAAGAAGAAGAGCUCAAAGCACUUGAAAAGGAGGAAAAAGGAGCGGCCGAUGAGCUGGAAAAGCUGAAGGCUUUGCAUGAAAAAGCAACGGAGCUGACACAAACAGCUAACUUUUGGAAGUGGGAUGUAGUCAAAGGGGCGAAGCGAUCUACCCUUGCCAGACUUUGUGGCGUGUAUCGGUCGUCCGCGAAGGCUAAUGAUCUAGAAGCAAGCAUCAAGGCGCUAAGUUUGUCGGAGCAAUCUGUAAGAGAGAAGAUUGCAAGCUUAGCAUCAAAGAUUGAGGCGACAGAAGGAUCAAUUGCUCCGCUUGUAGCUAGGAGACGCGAAAGGGAAGACUUUCUAGAUGACACGCAAGAAUAUGCACUGUCAACAACAGAAUACAGAGACAAUGAUGCGGAGGGCGACAGUGACGAUGAAGAAUAA
Molecule: messenger RNA, 3549 nt
Organism: Seminavis robusta
Lineage: Eukaryota; Bacillariophyta; Bacillariophyceae; Naviculales; Naviculaceae
Source: the annotation of a GenBank genome assembly